Messenger RNA from Durio zibethinus, 10134 nucleotides. Its product is annotated as vacuolar protein sorting-associated protein, putative (DUF1162). Lineage: Eukaryota; Viridiplantae; Streptophyta; Magnoliopsida; Malvales; Malvaceae. Gene Ontology annotation, biological process: protein targeting to vacuole; protein retention in Golgi apparatus. The record is from RefSeq and is a predicted model, not a curated record.
UCCAAUUCCAAACGCAAGAAACGAUAGCACCAAAACUUCGAUUUGCGAAAAAAAAAAAAAAAAAGGAAAAAGCUCGGUGCGCAUAUUUACACACUCUGUUGAUCCAAUCGAACUUUCCCGCUCUCUCGGCGCAUCGUAAAAUGAAUUUUCCGUUCGUUUCUCGCGAAAAUUCUCUUAUUUGUUUGAUGGAAGGAACGGAGAUUACCUUAAUCCGCUUCAAGUAAUCGAAAUCCGCAAAGAAAUGUUCUUGAGCAACUUUAUUAAACGGAGACUCUCGUCUCUGCUCCGUCCAUGGCUGGAACAAGAUAUCGAGCUAGACCUCCAGUUAGGAUUCAUCAAUUCCAUCGCAAUCGCCAAAAAUCUCCGUCUUGACACGUCAGCUCUCAACCACCAGCUCAUCGACGGUUCAUCUUCUUCGCGGUUCUUUUUCAAAGAAUUCGUUAUCGAAGAGUUCGUUUUUCGAUUCUCUAAUUGGUCGUCUUCUGCCUUCACUUUCGAAGCUCGUGGAGUCAAGGUUAUUCUGUCGUAUGAGGAAAUUAAAGAGGAAGGUAACGGAAAGGCACGGAAGUUGAGUAAUGCGGCGUUGAAGAGUUUGAAGAAGGAUUUGUCCAUGAUGGAUCCGGAGGGUAGUGCUCUACAUGAUAUUCUGGAAGCCAUCUUGACUACCACUUGUUGGAGUAAUCGGGUUAAUUCUUCCUUUUUUAAUCUCAUUCUCCAACAUUGCCGUCUACAGAUACUUAGCAUUAAUUUGCAAGUACAAUUCACCAUGUUAAAUGAUUCCUUUGCAUAUCUGUUGGAUUUAGAGGAGCUUAAUGCAGAAUCUCUACAUUUUGUUCAUGGUUGUCUUUGCAGAGGGCUUGUUAAUGUGUUCUUUAUACCUCUGAAGGAGGGAUCUUUCGUUAUCAGUGGUAGUUGCUUUAAGAUGGGGUAUAAGAAAAGCAAUCAAAUUAACGAUGUUUGUUCCUCCAGUGCACUGGCUACCUGCAUCAAAUUAAACAAUCUCAAACUUGUAGAGUUCAAUCUUCGUGUUCCAGAAUUAAGUUUCUUAUUUUCUCCUGUUGAUUUUCCUGUUUUCAUUGCACUUAGUAAUUUGUCCUCUAAAGAAUCCAAGCGGGUGAGAAAUGGUCGGCAUCUAUGGAGACUAGCAGCAAUUAAAAUAGGCCAUGUGAUUUCAGCUCCCAAAUUAUCAUGGUACAAACUAGUUGGUUUUACUAGUUUUUGGCUAAAUUAUGUGAAUCGUUAUGAGUAUUUGUUGUCUCUAAUGCAAUAUUCUCCUGAUCACUUGUUGGAAAGAUCUGAUAUUAAGCUGCCAAGAGACAAGGUAAUUUUGACUUCUGCCAAGCACUAUUGGGAGGUGAUUCUUGACAUUGAGAAAGAGCUGCCUGCUGAAGCUAUUGCACAGGCUCGGAGAAUAGCUCGGUAUAAAGCUUUGUCAAGCGGUCAACAUUCUGAAGAUAAUUACAGAGAACUCUUUGUUAAUGCCUGUUUCAAAACCUUUGUUCGAAAACUUAUGCAAAGAAUCCAGUCAACAGCACACCUUUUCUUUGGGAGGAAAUCUUCAACUCAAGAUGAACAUUUUGUUGGACACCUGGGAAAUGUUUCUGAGAGUUCAUAUUCAUGCUUCCGCUUCAUUUUAAGUCUCGGAAAAAUUUACAUCACCCUUUCCUCAAUGAGUGCAUUUCAGCCUGUUAAUGAAAAAGUGGAAUCACAUAUUGGGACCUCACAUUCAGAUGUUUUUUCAUUCCGUUUCUCUGUUAAAGUGUUUUUCCUAAUGUACAUAGAAGACAUCUUUGAACAGACGUUAUCUUUUUCCUGUGGAAAAGUGAAAGUCAAGUAUUUCAUCAGUUCUGUUGGAGAAGAAAAGGAGAGAGUUAAGAAUUUGAAAAUUAUUCUGCAUGUUGAGCCCGCAAAAAUCUUUCUCCUCUCAGAUAGUAAUAAAACCAGUGCAGUCAGUCAUGCUGGAGGUGGUUGUGACCCAUGCCUAGAAAAUUUUAUUGGAAAAAUGUGCUUGAAUUGGAGAAGAGCUUGUAAGCAAUUUGAAGAAAGUGACAUCAAGUGUCCUCAAAGUCCACGCCUUAUUUUUGAGGUGAAAAGCUUUCUGAGAAAUCCAGAUCUAAAAAAACUGGGUUCUGGGCUUUGGAAAUGUAAUUUGACAGUGGGAAAGUUCAACAUACAUUUGGGAUAUUUAUCAAUGCUAUCAGUUGUUAAGCUUCUUAGGCAGAUACAAUAUACUUUACACUGGACUCAGGGAAAUGGGAGGGCCAGGGAUCUUUCAUUGUCUUCUCAAAAUACUGAGCACCAACCAGAGGUUAGUUGGGAAAGAAGUUUUGAGUGCUAUUCUAGUAAAAUAAAGAUGUUCUUUCUUAGAAUGCUUCCUGGGAAAGACAUUCAAAUGGGAGUGCUCAUAGCUGGCCCUCAGAUCCUAUUCUCAUCAAGGAAGACUGGAACAAGGAAUGUAAACGAAGGUGUGAACAGCCAUGUAGUUAGUGGGGAUGGUUUUCACCUCGGAUUUGAUAUCCAUGAUAUUGAAGUUGUUGUUUGGCCAACUUCAGAGUCUGGUUUGGCACCAAUACAUGCCUGCAGAGAACAGGAUGCCGAAGAUCCUGAGUGCCUCAGGUUGCCGGAGCCUAAGAUACUUGAUAUUCCAAAACUGGGAACUAAAAAGUAUACAUCUAAAGAUGAGAAUUCUCUUCGAUUCUAUCUGAGACUUAAUGGUUUGCAGGCUUACUUUGAGGACAUGGUAGAAAGACAGAAAAAUCAAAUAUUUGUAUUGGAUCCCAUAACAUUUCAAUUUUCAUCCUUCAGGGAGUGUGUUCAUUCAUUUAGCACAACCUCUAUUGCUUUUUCAACAGCUUUUUAUGGGCUGGCCAUUGGAUGUACUCUAUUAUUGUUUAUGGAUGAGUUGUAUGCUCGCAUUCAGGUUCUUACUGGUUUAUUUUCUGAUUUAUCACAUCCUUUUCACAAUUUUGGCUCUCCUGGUAAUGAAUCCUUCCAAAUGUUUAAGAGACAAGAUAUGGUUUUUGGGGUUACUGAAGCUGAAGAGCUUUCAAUGGCAACACCCUUCAUAUGUAAUAACACACUGUUUUUAAUUAAUGGCAUCUUUAAACUCAAGUCAGUGGAUAUCUUUCUCUGUAAUUCUAGGAAAAGCAAUAAAGCAAGGAGUUCUAAGAUGGUUUUUGAUGCUGCUAGUAGCACAAAUUCAACUGCAGAUAACUUGUCUGAUUGCAGUAUUUGGUUUUCAUUCCAUCGAAUGUGUUUUGACGUAUUAUAUGAGGAAAGGAAAUUGGAAUUACUCAUUGAUUUAUCACAAAUUCAAUCUGUGAUCAUCAGAUACCAGGGGUACAUAAGAAAAAGUUUUAAUCGCUCUGAAUUUAGAGAGUUUAUGCUUAGUUCACACAAUUGCUUAUAUGAGGCAUCUCUUUCUCGUUGCAUAUUUACUUUGUCAUUGAGUCUGCCUCAGAAUUCAUCAUCUUCAACUAUUGUGAAUGAGAUGCUAGAUGUUUCUUCUUCUGACGCUAAUGCAUCAUAUGCGGUGGAAGAUAGAUCUUUUAGCAGUGAACCAAAGCCAAGUGUCCAGUCUCCUGAUUUUCUUCAAAAGUUGGGCUUUACUUUGAAUAUCCAAGUGCCAGCCUCUAGCCAUGGGAUAUUCAUAAAUGUGGUAGUGACUGAGGUUUUCGUGACAAGGUGUUCAGUGAAAAAUAUUGUGAUUGGUGCACAAAAAUUGAAUAAGCUUCUGUCAUCACUUCAUAUUGAGGCAAAAUUGCAGACAAUUGUUUGGGGGAUCCAGGGAGGUUUUCUUUGCCUUGAAACAAAAGCUUUGGCAAUGUUGGUCCAGUGCUCUGCUUCCUAUGUACAUCACAUUAAAAAUGUAUUAUCUAUUGUGCAAUCGACUUCCAAGAACGUGCAAAGAGCUGAACAUGAUGGUGAUCAUUUUGUUGGUGGGCAUGAGAUACUCCUUGCAUCUCAGCAAGUCAAACGGGAACUGCCAGAAGCUUUCAACUUAGAUGUCUCUCAAUUUUCUCUUGUUCUUGUUGUCGAAAGUGAAUCAAGUCAUAUUCAGGAGUUUGUAUUGGAGCUUGAUCUUAUUCUGAACCUUGAUUUGAAAAAUAUGCAAAGGAAGUUUAUUUUUAAGCUUUCUCGGUUAUCAAUCUUUUCCCAGGUCAUUCAACAAAGUGCAGAAGAUGAAAUCCAAAUUCUUCAUUUCUCUUCUGCCGAAUCAAAUGAAUUAUCAUCUCAUUUUUUAGCUGGAGAAUCUUCUGUAGCAUUUCAGCAUGAAGAUGGUUGCUCAAGAGCUCCUGUUUCUGAGGGGAUAUUUUGCUUGCGUCAUCAGAACUAUAUCUUGAAACAUCUAACUUCUUCUUUAUCAGUUGAGAAGGCCGAAGUUAGUCCUUUGGACCCAGAACAGGUUUGGGUAGGCAGUGGUUCUGUUUCAGGUUUUGAUAUGUCAAUUUCGUUGUCAGAACUACAGAUGAUUCUCUCCAUGGUCUCAUCCUUCUCUGGGUUAUCUGUCAAAGGCUCGAUUGGUGAAGCUGUGCAAAGGAACUGGUCUUAUAGCCAACAAGAUGACAAUAAUUUUGAGGCGAGGGUUCCUGAUGGGGCAAUUGUUGCUAUUCAAGAUGUGCACCAACAUAUGUACUUCAUGGUUGAAGGUGCAGAAAAUAAGUAUGCUAUAGGAGGUGCAGUUCAUUAUUCCCUUGUCAGAGAAAGGGCUCUUUUUAGGGUCAAGUACCACAAACAAAGGAAAUGGAACUCAUCAAUUUUGUGGUUCUCCUUAAUAUCAAUGCAUGCUAAGAGCAACUCAGGGGAGCCAUUGCGAUUAAACUCUUAUCCGGGAUCAGGUUUUGUUGAGCUCUCCAGCACCACUGAUAAUGCUUGGGCACUUUGGAGAGUUCUUUCUUAUGAACCAGAGAGUUAUGAGGGUGACAUUGACUGGGAGCCGUACAAUCAAGUUCUUAGAAAUAAUUGGCACCUGGUGAACAAGAAGAAUGACUGUGCUGUUGCUUUCAGUGAUAGGGUUCCAGUGUUUGUCAGGAGGCCUGGAAAUCCAUUCAAGUUCAAAGUGUUAAGUGAUAUGUCAGUUUCUCAAGAUGUUGUGACAUAUAGUAUGUACCCUAUUGAGUCUUCUGGAACCAAGAUGGGUCAUAGUGCACAUGAAGAUGGAGAGGGAAGUUAUUGGCAAAGUGGAAAUCUUUCUUGCAUUGGUAUUACUAUUGACAAAGUUGCUUUGACCAUUGUCCAUGAACUUUCAGAUACAAAUGACAGGUUUCCUCUCCUUCAUGCUUGCAUUGAUGAUACUCAACUUACUUUACAAAUUCUCUCCACUAAAGCUAGAGUUAUAAGCACCUCAAAGGCUUUGCUUCAAUACUUUGAUGCUCAGACAAACUUCUGGAGAGAUUUUCUUCACCCUGUUGAAAUAUGUAUUUUCUAUCGUUCUAGUUUCCAAAACCCACACGGUGUGCCUGUCCAUGUCUAUUGUAGGACCAAAGAGUUGGAGAUAUCUCUAACUGAGCUUUCCUUGGACAUACUACUUUUUGUGAUUGGGAAAUUAAAUUUGGCUGGUCCAUUUUCAGUGAGAAGCUCCGUGAUUCUAGCCAACUGCUGCAAGGUGGAAAACCAAACAAGUUUGAACCUUCUUUGUCACUUCUAUGGUAAACAAAGUGUGACAGUGGGCAGGAAACAGUCUGCUUCCUUUUUUCUAAGGCUCUCAGCUUUUGCAAAUCAACCACCGGAAACCGUAGCAGUUGUUUCAAUCCAGCUUUCCAUUCCUGGUUCAUUUACAACUUCACCAGUUCACCUUUCUCUCUUAGGAGCUCAAGCACUUGCUUGGAGAACACGUAUAGUGUCACUUCAAGAUUCAAAAUCUUACCCUGGGCCAUUUGUAGUGGUUGACAUUUCAAGGAAAUCAGAGGAUGGUUUGUCAGUAGCAGUUUCGCCUUUAAUCAGAAUACGCAAUGAAACUAAAUUCUCUAUUGAGCUACGUAUUAGACGAGAAAAAAUGGAAGAUGAGUUUGAAGAUGAGUUUGUAUCCGUGUCAUUGAAGGCCGGUGAUACAAUUGAUGACUCAAUGGCAUCAUUUGACGCUAUAAAUUUGUCUGGUGGAUAUAAAAAAGCAUUGAUGUCAUUAAAUGUUGUGUGUAUUAUCAUCUUGGAAGGAUUCGGAUUUGGUAACUUCUUAUUUUCUUUUAGACCUGAAAUGUCAAAUGACUUGAUACAAUCUGAUAUCCCACUCUCAGUUCAGUGGUCAGAUGAGAUUAAAGGUGGAAAGGCAAUUCGUCUUUCUGGAAUUUUUGAUAAAUUAAGCUAUGAAGUGCGAAAGGCUUUAUCUGUUGGAUCAGUGAAAUGUUCCUUUAGCACAACAUACUGCAAGGUCAAAUCUGCAGCUGCACAUGUUUCUGACAUGCACUUUUUAAUUCAAAGCAUUGGAAGAGAAGUGCCUAUCAUAAAACCUGAUAAGUCUAUGGAUGGGCUUGAAAACAGAAAUGCACCAAUUUCACUACAAGAGCAGAAAGAAAUUUUUAUUCUCCCCACUGUUCGUGUGUCCAAUCUUCUGCACUCGGAAAUACACGUGCUUUUGACUGAGACAAAUUUAUUUGCCCCUAGUGGCUAUGAAAACAUUGGGAAGGAGGCAACUCUACCUUGCAGAUCAACUGUCGAUUUUUAUGCAAAUCCUGCUGUAAUGUACUUUUUUGUUACUUUAACUGCUUUUAGUUCAACGUGUAAACCAGUAAACAGUGGUGAAUGGAUCAAAAAGUUACUGAAGCAUAAGAAUGGUGUUCGUUGCUUGGACAUUGACCUGGAUUUCAAUGGUGGAAAAUACUUUGCAUCCUUGAGAUUAUCCCGUGGGUACAAAGGCAUAUUAGAGGCUACUGUCUAUACACCGUAUACCCUGAAAAAUGAUACUGAUUUUUCUCUGUUCUUUGCUUCUAGUCAGAAGCCUUCAUUUAGAAAUGAAAUGGGGAGCAUUCCUCCUGAAUAUGGUUUAUUUUUGCCCCCAAAGUCAACAGGGUCAUGGUUUCUGAAAUCGCAUAAGAUGCAUCUCAGAUUAUUUGAAAAACAUGCAUCUGAGGCACAAUUCGACUUGGAUGCUCUAUCAGGCCCCACAGAGAUAAGCCUAGAGAUGGAGGAAAUAUCCGGAGUGAAAUAUAUUGCAAAAUUUGGGGUAUCUAUGGGGCCUUCCUCGAGUAGAAUUGUGCCUUCACAAAUAAUAACAAUGGCUCCAAGGCAUGUUGUGCUGAAUGAGUCAGAGGAAAGCAUCACUGUUCGUCAAUGUAAUUUGGAGGUUGACAUGGAUGGCAUGAUUUCCAUCAACAGUAGGCAGAGAACAUCACUUUUGCUCCAGAAUGAAAUUAGCAAAAGGACAGAAUACAGUUUAUUUGAGAAUUUCAUCAAAAAGCAUAGAAAUGAUUGUGAUAGUUCUUUAAUUUAUAUUCAGUUUCGGUUGAAUGAGUCUCAAUUGGACUGGUCAGGACCAUUAUGCAUCACUUCAUUAGGACGUUUUUUCCUAAAAUUUAGAAAACAAUCAAAUCAGUUGGCAAUAGAAGACGAAAAGAUUGCAGAAUUUGCAGAAGCUAAUGUAGCAGAAGAGGGUUCUACUAUUGUAGUGCGCUUCCAAAAACCACCAAAAGGCAAGCUGCCAUAUCGGAUUGAGAAUCGUCUGCAUGGUGUAUCCCUCACUUACUGUCAAAAGAAUUCAUCAGUGCUGGAGUUUCUUGGAUCUGAAUGCAGUGUUGAUUAUGCCUGGGAUGAUGUUACACUUCCUCAUAAACUUCUUGUUAUGAUAAAUGAUAUGAAUCUGCCACGUGAAAUCAACUUAGACAAAGUGCGGACAUGGAAGCCCUUUUAUAAACUUGCACAAGAAAGGUUAGCAUCUAAUAUGCUUUUGGAGAAAAAAUCCAAGGACAAGAGAAGUGGAUUUGGUAAACUUAAGGACAUGAAUGCUGUAAAGGUGGGUUAUGAAGUAUAUACUGAUGGUCCCACGCGGGUUUUACGGAUUUGUGAGUUUUCAAAUUGUCAUAAGCAAGACAAAGCUUUUCACUCAUGUGCAAAGAUCCGGAUGAGAGUUUCCCAGUUUGCAAUCCAAUUGCUUGAACAAGGGAAAGAGGAUUUAAAUUGGAGUGCAACACUCUUGUAUACACCAAUUGUAGUUGCAAGGCUUCAGAAUAUAAGUCUGGAUUCUGUGUUCACUGACCAGAAGAAAUAUAACCAGAUUGUUGUACAGUCAUUGAAUGUUGAUGUGAAGUGGAGUGGAGCUCCUUUUGUAUCAAUGCUUCGUAGACAUCAGUUAGGCUACAGUGAUGCAAAUGAUAGCAUACUCAAAAUUGUGUUUGUCCUACUUUCUGCGGGCUCUGAUGUUAAACAAGUUGAAUAUUCAUCUGUCAUUCUGCAGCCAAUUGAUUUGAAUCUUGAUGAGGAUACUUUGAUGAAAAUCGUCUCAUUUUGGAGGACAUCUCUUAGUGACUCAAAUGCUCCGAGUCAGCAGUUCUAUUUUGAUCAUUUUGAGAUCCACCCAAUAAAGAUUAUUGCUAGCUUUGUUCCUGGGGAGUCCUAUUCAAGUUAUAAUUCAGCCCAGGAAGCUCUGAGAUCGUUGCUGCAUAGUAUUGUGAAGGUUCCUCCUAUAAAAAAGAUGGUCGUGGAGCUAAAUGGGGUCUUGGUUACGCAUGCUCUGGUAACAAUUCGUGAAUUGUUAAUAAGAUGCGCACAACAUUAUUCAUGGUAUGCCAUGAGGUUCAUCUCCAUUGCUAAAGGUAGCCAAUUACUGCCUCCAGCUUUUGCAUCGGUUUUUGAUGACUUAGCUUCAUCUUCUCUAGAUAUCUUUUUUGAUCCUUCUCAAGGAUUGACGACUCUUCCAGGUUUCAAAUUGGGUACCUUCAAAUUCAUUAGUAAAUGUAUUAGUGGUAAAGGGUUCUCGGGAACAAAGCGCUACUUCGGUGAUCUGGGUAAAACUCUGAGAACAGCGGGGUCUAAUGUAAUCUUUGCUGCUGUUACUGAAAUAUCUGACUCUGUUCUUAAGGGGGCAGAAACAAGCGGUUUUGAUGGGAUGGUGGGUGGUUUUCACCAAGGAAUAUUAAAAUUGGCUAUGGAGCCAUCAGUCUUGGGUACGGCUUUGAUGGGGGGUGGGCCAGACAGAAAAAUCAAGCUUGAUCAGAGUCCUGGGGUUGAUGAGUUGUACAUUGAAGGAUACCUACAAGCUAUGUUGGACUCAAUGUAUAGGCAAGAAUAUCUUAGAGUCAGAGUAAUUGAUGAUCAGGUUUUCCUUAAAAACCUACCUCCUAACAGUUCCAUCAUAGAUGAAAUCAUGGAUCGUGUAAAGGGGUUUCUUAUAAGCAAAGCGUUGUUAAAAGGGGAUCCUUCAGCAGCUACUCGCCCCAUGCGCAAUGUUCAAGGAGACAAAGAAUGGAGUAUUGGACCAACCAUCAUAACAUUGUGUGAACACCUCUUUGUGAGUUUUGCGAUCCGUAAGUUAAGAAAGCAAGCGGAUAAAUAUAUCAAAAGCCUCAAAUGGAAGAAAGAGUCGGAGAGUGACGAUCUCAAAGCAAUUAUCCCUGCGAACACGGGGGAAAUGCAAAAGGUAAGGUUUAUUUGGAAAUGGGGCAUUGGCAAAUUUGUGCUUUCAGGUAUCCUUGCGUAUAUUGAUGGAAGGUUAUGUCGAAGUAUCCCUAACCCUGUUGUACGCCGAAUUGUGAGUGGCUUUCUGUUGAGCUUUCUCGACCAGAAUAAGGGCUGAAGAACCUUUUUGCAUAGUUAGGCUGAUAAUCCUUUAUUUCUUUUUGUGUAGCUCUAGUUCUUUUUAAUAUCAUUUAUUUAUUCGAGUCUCUAACCCGCACAUACACAUGCAUGCAUGAACAUUUACAUCAAUAAGAACACACAAAUUUUUGUAUAAUCACAAUUGUGCUUCUCUUCCUCCACUUGAUAAGGAAACUCUCUAUACAUAUUUGCAUGUCCUGGACUCUGAAGCGGUAGUAUAUAAUUUCUAGUUUGCAUUUCGGAGUAGCUGAAUCCAACCUUAAUGCUGUCUUUAAAUAGUGUUAUUCAUUGACAUUACGACCUUUUCAACUUUAAACGAUACAAGGUCUUGUCUUCCCUAUUUGCUGAGCUUUCUGCAGUCUACCCCUAUGUUAUAGAGAAAGGGCCUUU